UCCAGAUAGUCAUCGUAAUCCCCUGUGCUCCUGGGGAGAUUGCCCACGAAAAGGGUGUUUAUGGGAGUAUUUCCGUGACAAGGUUUGGACUUUCGUUGAGACAAUUGUAACACUCCGGGAGGGUGAAGUAUGACUGUCUGUCAUACACGUCGAUCUACAUGAUCUACUCACUGUUUGUGCAGCCCAUGUAUCUUCCUCGGGCAAGGACAUGGGAGUACUCACCGCAUCCAGGAUCUUCAUCUGGAUGCCCAGCUUCGAAUACCUCAUCCAUUGCGAGGCCGCUCUCAACAACACAGCAACCCUCCUCAACUUUAAUCUCUCUCUUGACGACAACGUCCGAGACAUCUCUGUCUAUCUAGCCCACGGAGAAUCAAAUGAAAAAGCCGCAAUUGCAACCCGCAAGGGUCUGUUUAUCGUAUCCCUAGACCCCGAAAUCAGCAAGCUCACUGCGGAGGCCCCGCCUCGUCCUGGCGUAUCUGUCUGCUGUGUCACGAAAUACGACCACAGCCGACACCGAUCUUUCAUCUCAUGUCUGCAGAUGACGCACACUGGGCUCUUUUUCAACUGGUACCCAUCUUCAGAGCAAAACAGGCCAUCUCAGCCUGCACGGCGCAUGGCGCAUGGUGAUGAUCCAUGCCUCAGCCUCAGCAGGCAAAUCAGAUCUGUGUGCCUGUUCAGCUUGUGCCAGCUCAAGGCGUGGAAGGCAGAGACACUUUUUGCCCGGGCUGGAGCCUAUUGAGUCUAGUGAUGAUGAUGAGCCACGUGAAGGUGCAGUUUCUG
Molecule: messenger RNA, 780 nt
Organism: Suillus clintonianus
Lineage: Eukaryota; Fungi; Basidiomycota; Agaricomycetes; Boletales; Suillaceae
Exons: 2
Coding region: 209-739 (176 amino acids)
Source: RefSeq, a predicted model, not a curated record